CUGUAGCCUGAUUGGCUCCAUGUGCUGUUGUGGGGCUGGAGUCAUUGUGGCUUGGUGUGAAGCCACCAAAGGAGCAGUGUUUCUCCCCACUGCUUAUUUGGUCAAAGCAAGGAAGGUUGGGGAAGCUGUCCGUAGUAGUGACCCAACCUGCCCAAGGAAGAGUUUUCAGAUGGUAAUCAGGUGCAGCCAUGCAGGAAAGCAUCCGCUUUGCUUCAGCAGGAGACGAUGUUAAAAUAUGGGAUUCUUCAUCUAUCACAGUGGUGGAGCAGUUCAACCCCCAUUCUUCCUCACCUACAGUCAGCUCACUCUGUUGGGGCAGUAAUAAUAAUUUUCUGGUCACAGCAUCUGAUGGUGGUGAUAAAAUAGUAGUCUCAAGCUGUAAGGGUAAACCUGUUCCACUCUUUGAACUAGCGGAAGGGGCACAACAGACAUGUGUGUGCUUAAAUUCUAGUUCUAUGUACAUUGCAAGUGGAGGCCUUGAUAAUACAGUUAAUAUCUGGGAUUUAAAAUCCAAAAGACUACAUCGAUGCCUUAAGGAUCACAAAGAUGAAGUAACUUGUGUUAAAUUUAAUUGGAAUGACUGCCAUAUAGUUUCUGGAUCUCUGAGCGGUGAAAUUAUUCUACAUAGUGUAACCACCAAUUUAUCCAGCACUCCCUUUGGUCAUGGUAGCAGUCAGCCUAUUCGACACUUGGAAUAUUCUUCUUUUAAGAAGUCCUUAUUGGGCAGCGUCUCUGACAGUGGAACUGUAACUUUGUGGGAUGUGAAUAGUCAAAUCCCCUGCCAUAAUUUUGAAAAUGUUCAUAAAGCUCCAAGCUCAGAAAUCUGCUUUUCUCCAGUCAAUGAGUUGCUAUUUAUAACCAUAGGUUUGGAUAAGAGGAUCAUUCUCUAUGAUACUUCAAGUAAAAAACUACUGAGAACUCUAGUAGCUGAAGCUCCUCUGACGGCAAUAGACUUCAUGCCUGAUGGUACUACUUUGGCUGUUGGAUCUUCCCGUGGAAAGAUCUACCAUUAUGAUUUAAGGAAGUUGACAUCACCAGUAAAAACAGUUGGUGCUCACAAAACCUCUGUGAAGUGUAUAAGCCUGCAGUUCAGUUGCACUUUUUCUAAGUCCAGCCUUAGUAAAGGCGCUUCAAGUAAGACCACAUCCAAAAGAGCAGAUGUCAAAACAGGUAGUAGCCUUGGAGGAAUUCAGAAUGCUGGGAUCAUUAAACAUUUUUCCUCUAAUACACCAGCUACAGUUUUACCACAGCCUACCUCAACAGCUGAGAGCAAAGGAACAGAUAUCAUUCAGGAUAAAGCAGGUUUUCCUCGUAGUGGCAGUCUGGAUGUAAUUCCAUCAAGAGAAACAGAUCAAGGGAAGAAUGCUGAGGUGGCUAACUUUGAUUUGGGACGAAAUAGUUUAGGUGACAUGUUUUCUCCCAUUAGAGAUGAUGUUGUUACUUAUAAAGCAAAUGAAGAUGUUCCAGGAAAAGGAGAUGGUAUGGAUUUUCAAUCUUACCUUUCUGGUUUGGAUUUCCUCCCGCAAUUGAACACUACAUUUCCCAUAAAAAGAAACCCUGUGGGUUCUAAUGCCCCAGGGACACAUAGUAGUCCAUUGCAUUUAUUUGUUGGAUCUCCGAUUAAAGAAGAAGAUGAACAUUCAAAUCAAGAUGCUGAAGUUAAGAAAAUAAGUCUUGGGAUACAAGAAUCUAGAGAAUCAUUCAAACAGCUUUUAAAAUUGAGUUCAUCAUCAAGUGCUGAGUCUGGACAUUCAAACCCUCCACCAGCAUCCGCUGUUAUCAAGACUCCUGAGGGAAAUGAGAAGCUAGCAAAGAAUAUUCAGACACAUCUAACAUAUGACUUGCCAGUGAAUGGUAUUACCUCAGCCAGUCCAAAGAUAACAUCAGCUGUUUCUGCUGGAGUUGCCAGUUCAUUAUCUGAAAAAAUAGUAGACACCAUUGGAAGUAAUAGACCAAAUGCACCCUUGACAUCAAUUCAAAUUAAUUUCAUUCAAAAUAUGAUACAAGAAACUCUGGAUGAUUUCAGAGAAGCAUGCCACCGAGACAUUGUGAAUUUGCAAGUGGAGAUGAUCAAACAGUUUCAUGUGCAGUUAAAUGAAAUGCAUGCCUUACUUGAAAGAUACUCUGUAAAUGAAAGUCUAGUAGCUGAAAUUGAGAGACUACGAGAGGAAAAUAAAAGACUGAGGACUCACUUCUGAAAGGUCUAUACAAAGUUAAUUUUGUUGGUAUGAGCAUAAUAUAUUUUGUAUGUUAGCCUAUUGAGAGAUCAUCUUUCCAACACGGAAGUAGCAUAUGAAGAUCUAUUUUUGUUUUCUUGAAUUCAGAAAAAAUACUUUCUUUUAAAUAAAUAUUGUAUGAUGCAAAACCUAACUAAAGUAUUUAAUAGAUCAAUCUGCAGUAAUAACAGCUGUAGAGAGUGUUCUUCUAUCUUCAUGGUAACAAGGCUUUACAUCUUUUGUCUAACUGGAAAGCUAACUUAAUUAUUUUAGCAGAGCUUUAGCUAUACAUGAAGUGCCUUUUAUAAACUAAAGGAAACAGGACAAAUGUAUUUUCUGUAAGAAAGAUUUAUAUAUACAUACUGUCAGAUGUGUUCAAUGCCAUUACUUUACAUUCUUGUCAGUAAUGGUCUUUUCCUUCAGUGUUAAAUAUUGUUGUGAAAGGGAGAGCCCUGUCUACAAUAUGACAUUGAGUUUUGCUUCUAAGUAGCUGGAAAAUACAAGAUCUCUGAUACUAAUUAUUUUAAUACGAAAUAUUAUCUAGAAAUUGCAAACUUGUAACUUCCUAUACUGAGUAAAACUGGGUUUCACUCAUAGAAAUAAUAAGUAAUGUAAUGUUAGUCUCCUGCUUAUUGUUGUGAAAAGCAUGAUAAAAGCAUUCUCAUGCUUGUUGUGAAGAGUUUGUAUUUCUGCCACUGCCUUUUGUUUUUUAAUGGUAUUUAAGUUGCAGGGUGAGAUUUUACUACAAUUCUAGCUAUUUCAAAUCUCCUCAAAGGAGGAGGCCUUCCUCUUUUGCAUAUUUACAUAAUUUAAUGACAUACUGAAUAAUUUACCCAGUUUUACUGAAUGCAACUCUCAUAGGCUUUGACAUUUUGUAAGGAAAUAUAGUCAACCGUUAAUACUACUAUAAUGUUGUCAUCAUAGCCAGGAUUGGACUGUAGCUAUAUCUACCCCACACUUUUGAUCAUUUAGUUACUAUCACUCAUUGUAUAAUGUAUUAUUAUAUGUAUGUACUGAUAUUUUCAGUGAUACCACUGUUGUAACUUACUUUUGACAGUGCUGAAUACCAAAUCAAUAUUGGUGUCUUAACUGAAAGUUGAUGUGAACAUGUUGCUUCAGUACUGGCUGUUGUCCGGUAGCACAGUGCUGUUGGUUCUGCUGUUGUAGUCUUACUGAGGCAAAGUACCUAGAGUGAUAAUAUGGCUUGCUGGUAUCAGUUGAAGUUGUUAUUGAUUUGAACGAGGCACCGUUUUACCUGCAGGGGAAACUUUGCCUCUGCAAGAUGUGCAAAAUUAGGCAUCUGCCACAAGUGCUUUUUACAGUCAAUUUUUCUGGAGAUCCGUUUCACCCUUGUCUCUUGUUCCCUUGUCCUCACCCCUCCCUCUGGGCACUUGGCUCAUUUGAAAUGCCAUCCAUUAUUUCAAUACAAAAGAAGAUGCUUGAAAACACCUCAAGUACAUUAGUUACAAAAUCUAAUGUUUACAUCCAUUCUGGCCUUUCUCUGAAAAUGAGAAGGCCAUAACAAAAAGUUUAGUGUGUUACUUGCAUUGUCUUGCAUUUGUUUUUAUAAUUGAAAAUAAGUAUUUUUCACCAUCUUUAACACAGUUUCUAACAGGGAGAUACUCCUGUAUUUUUUUACAAGGUUAACUAACUAUUUUUCUUAUAAAAACAUCAGAAUCGUUGUAUAAUCUUGAAAAGUAUGCAUAGAACUUGAAUAUCAUCUUGCAGUUUUAUUGCUACUGUUCAUAUGAGCUUUUUAAAAAGUCUUUCUAUAUUGUACAGAAUUUUUCAUAGUGAAAGGAAAU
This is a messenger RNA of Gavialis gangeticus (Gharial), 4021 nucleotides long. It is a transcript of the gene NEDD1, whose product is annotated as neural precursor cell expressed, developmentally down-regulated 1. The record is from RefSeq and is a predicted model, not a curated record. Bases 189 to 2198 code for a protein of 669 amino acids. Gene Ontology annotation, molecular function: gamma-tubulin binding. The transcript has 15 exons. Lineage: Eukaryota; Metazoa; Chordata; Crocodylia; Gavialidae. Gene Ontology annotation, cellular component: centriole; ciliary basal body; spindle pole. Gene Ontology annotation, biological process: microtubule nucleation; mitotic cell cycle.